AUGGAGGAGCGGAACCCAGAAGGACCUGGAGCUGGUGAGACGGCAGGGAAAGGCCGCCUUCCCACCCAAGCUGGGAAUUCUGAAUUCUGGCAAAGCCAAGGGCCAGUUAUCUGUAAUCAGCUGCCUGCAGCCUCAGAUGUGCAUUUCCGACGCUUCCAGCAGUUCCGCUACCAGGAGGCCGAAGGGCCUCGAGAGAUGUGGGCCUCGUCCGUGAAGAAAGAAGCUACAUUCCCGGAGGCAGAAGGAGCUUCCUUGGAGCAAGGGCAGAGGGCGCAGGCUGUGGAGCGUGCCCAAGGUGCCCUCUCCUGUGGCAGUGAAGAGAUGCUGUUGAGCCGUCGUCUUUUCAGAAGUUUGGAAACGGCUGCUGCACUCACAGCCCAGGGUCCCUUUUCCUUUGAGGAGGUGUCCGUCUCUUUCACGGAGGCAGAGUGGGCCCUGCUGGAUCCAGGACAAAGAGCUCUCUACUGGGAAGUCAUGCUGGAGAACUAUGGGAACGUGGCCUUUCUGGCCAGAAGUAGAAGAGAGACUGUGGUGGAGACGGACAACGGCCUUGCAUCGAAAGAAAUGCUGGGGAGUGCCUCAAGAGGAUCCCAAGAGACUAUUUCCUUCCCCAACGAGGUGGCUGAGAGUGAGUAUCCUUCACGGUUCUGUCAAGGGAACAGGCAAGGAACAGCCACAGGGCUUCUGAGCAACAUUUAG
This is a messenger RNA of Heteronotia binoei (common prickly gecko), 699 nucleotides long. Its product is annotated as zinc finger protein 213-like. The coding region runs from base 1 to 699 and encodes 232 amino acids. The transcript has 5 exons. Gene Ontology annotation, biological process: regulation of DNA-templated transcription. Lineage: Eukaryota; Metazoa; Chordata; Lepidosauria; Squamata; Gekkonidae. The record is from RefSeq and is a predicted model, not a curated record.